Molecule: messenger RNA, 245 nt
Organism: Acaulospora morrowiae
Lineage: Eukaryota; Fungi; Glomeromycota; Glomeromycetes; Diversisporales; Acaulosporaceae
Source: the annotation of a GenBank genome assembly
GACAUACCAAUGAAAUAUUCCGAUAAUCCUACCAAAUUGGGUGAUUGCAUUAUCUUUGUCCAAUUAUGUUUGGAAAUGAUACACCAAUCACAAGAAUCGGCAAAAACAAAAGAUUCCAAUUAUGGUUCGGACGUUGUCCAGUAUCCGACGAUAUCGAAUUUUUCAUAUGAUCCGCAAAUAAUAUCAGAAUCCACGUCACCUGAUUCCUCAAAUCCGCAAUUAUUUUACACUACUUCACUGAUGGG